CCUCUCCACAUUGUCACAGCCCUGCAUCACCACUCUUAAAAGGCUCCUGAGGCCACUCCUCACACCAGCUGCCGAGCAGCCUGACGCUUGCCUCCCUGUCAGCCCCUGCUUGCCUUGAAUGCCCGGUUCUUCAAGCUCUUGGGGGGUCUGACGAGGCUGGGACCAUGUCUACGUUUGGCUACAGAAGGGGACUUAGUAAAUAUGAAUCCAUCGAUGAGGAUGAACUUCUGGCCUCCCUCUCGGCUGAGGAGCUUAAGGAACUUGAGAGGGAGCUGGAGGACAUUGAGCCUGACCGGAACCUUCCUGUGGGGAUGAGGCAGAAGAGUCUGACGGAGAAAACCCCCACAGGGAACUUCAGCAGAGAGGCGCUGAUGGCUUAUUGGGAAAAGGAGUCCCAAAAACUUUUGGAGAAGGAACGGCUUGGGGAAUGUGGAAAGGUUGCAGAAGAAGACAAGGAAGAGAGCGAGGAAGAACUAAUAUUCACAGAAAGCAACAGCGAAGUCUCAGAGGAGGUGUGUACAGAAGAGGAGGAGGAGGGACAAGAGGAGUCUCAAGAGGAAGAGGAAGAAGAGGAAGAGGAGGACAGCGAGGACGAGGAAACUACAACAGAAGCCACAAAACAUAUUAAUGGAACUGUAAAGCACAGUAGCGUUAAUUCGGACAACGCUAAGCCCAAGACAUUUAAAAGUCAAAUAGAAAAUAUAAAUUUAACCAAUGGCAACAGUGGAGGAACACAGAGGAACACAGAGUCGCCAGCUGCCAUUCACCCCUGUGGAAAUCCCACUGUCAUUGAGGAUGCCCUGGAAAAGAUUAAAAACAAUGACCCUGACACAACAGAAGUCAAUCUAAACAAUAUUGAGAAUAUCACCACACCGACCCUAUCCCGCUUUGCUGAUGCUCUCAAGGAGAACACGGUAGUGAAGUCGUUCAGUCUGGCCAACACACAUGCCGAUGAUGCUGCGGCAAUCGCCAUUGCAGAAAUGCUCAAGGUCAAUGAGCACAUCACCAGUGUCAACGUGGAGUCCAACUUCAUCACAGGCAAGGGGAUCCUGGCCAUCAUGAGAGCCCUGCAGCACAACACGGUGCUCACCGAGCUGCGCUUCCACAACCAGAGGCACAUCAUGGGCUCCCAGGUGGAGAUGGAGAUUGUCAAGCUGCUUAAGGAGAACACCACGCUGUUGAGGCUGGGCUACCAUUUUGAGCUCCCAGGACCAAGAAUGAGUAUGACGAGUAUUUUAACAAGGAAUAUGGAUAAACAGAGGCAAAAGCGCAUGCAGGAGCAAAAACAGCAGGAGGGGUAUGAUGGAGGAACCACCCUCAGGACCAAAGUCUGGCAAAGAGGGACGCCAGGCUCAUCUCCGUAUGCAUCUCCCAGGCAAUCUCCCUGGUCAUCUCCCAAAGUCUCCAAGAAAGUCCACACUGGGAGAAGCAGACCUCCAUCUCCUGUAGCCCCUCCCCCUCCCCCUCCCCCUCCUCCUCUGCCUCCCCACAUGCUGCCUCCUCCUCCUCCUCCCCCUCCUCCUCCACUCCCAGAGAAAAAGCUCAUCACCAGAAACAUCGCAGAAGUCAUUAAGCAACAGGAAAGUGCCCAGCGGGCCCUACAAAAUGGACAGCGUAAGAAAAAAGGGAAAAAGGUUAAGAAACAGCCCAACAAUAUUCUAAAGGAAAUAAAGAAUUCUCUGAGGUCAGUGCAGGAGAAGAAAACAGAAGAUGGCUCGCGACCCUCUACCCCACAGAGAUCAGCUCACGAGAACCUCAUGGAAGCUAUUCGGGGGAGCAGCAUAAGACAGCUCCGGAGGGUGGAAGUUCCCGACGCUCUGAGAUAGAAUGGUCUGUAGAAGAGGACCCCGAACUGCUUAGUGGUGUGACCUGAGGUGCAUUGUAAGCUGUUUCCAAAAUGCCUUCUUUAAUUUGAAAUAUUCCCCGACUUCAAAGAUAGUGUCACUAUGGAAUUCCAAAGGGAAUUUUAAGACACAAUCGGCAUGUUUCUUCUGUAAAUAUGAAAAUAAACUUUUUUUUAAAUGUCAUAAGUUCGUAUGGGCAGAAGCCUCGGAAGAUCUCUUUGCAUCUCUGGAGUCUCUGUGACUGAGCUCAAAUCAUUUAGAGAAAUGUACUAUUAUUUUUGUAAUCCCAAUAACCUUAGAUUAAAGUUUUUUCUUUUUUUUUUUAAAGAGAAACUAAUAUUUUUCUGUGAGUUAAUACAGCUGCUGGCUAUGUAUGUAAUAUUGCUAAAUAUUAAAAUCAUUAUGUUCUCACACCAAAA
Messenger RNA from Peromyscus leucopus (white-footed mouse), 2263 nucleotides. RefSeq names its product leiomodin 2 (gene Lmod2). Lineage: Eukaryota; Metazoa; Chordata; Mammalia; Rodentia; Cricetidae. The record is from RefSeq and is a predicted model, not a curated record. Gene Ontology annotation, molecular function: tropomyosin binding. Bases 165 to 1826 code for a protein of 553 amino acids. Gene Ontology annotation, biological process: pointed-end actin filament capping; myofibril assembly; muscle contraction. Gene Ontology annotation, cellular component: myofibril; striated muscle thin filament. The transcript has 3 exons.